AUGUCAGCCAUAACGAGAUGUUCUCGCCUUCAACCAGCCUCGAUCAGGCUAGGCUUGUCACAGUCGCAGCGCCGGUUUGUAGGUGCUGAGGCCACGGCAUCUGCGCGCAAAGAGGGCGAUAUUUCAUCCGUUUUCAGGUCCCUCUCCGGCGCCGGUGACGAGGUAUUGCCCACGAGGUUUGCCGACGUCAAGAGGGCACUCCUCCGUCGCAGUCCAAGCAGAGAAGUCCUUCAUGCGAGCUGGGAUCGUCUCCUGGAGCGUCUCAGGGUUGAGACGGAAGAAAUCAAGGCCAAUAGAAACAUUAUUGUGCCCGAGAUUUCAUUCUCUGACUUGGCAAACCCUUCAUCUUCCUUUAACGAGGCAUUCCGAAAACGAGGUGUUGCCGUCGUGCGCCAGGUCGUACCAGAAGAUGAGGCUCGUUCCUAUAAGACCGAAGUAGAAAAGUACAUUGCCGCGAACCCUUCUACGAAAGCCUUCCCUCCUCAUGACCCCCAGGUCUUUGAGCUGUACUGGUCCAAGUCUCAACUAGCGGCACGCUCUCAUCCCAACAUGCUCAAGACGCAAAAGUUCCUCAUGUCGUACUGGCACUCGAAAGACCCUCAUGCAGAGUUCUCGUCUGACCAACCCCUUACGUAUGCCGAUCGUCUCAGGAUCCGUCAGCCUGGCGACGCUGGCUUUGCAUUGGGCCCGCAUGUCGACGGCGGCAGCGUUGAGCGAUGGGAAGAUGAUGGCUACGGCAGGGGCCACGUCUACGACAAGGUCUUUGAAGGCUCCUGGGAGGAAUUCGAUCCCUGGGAGACAAGCACGCGGCUUGAUGCUGUCUCCAACCUGUACAAUGGCGCCGGUUCAUGCUCCAUGUUCCGAAUGGGCUGGCUCAGCAUGUCACACACAGGCCCUAAAGAGGGAACUCUACUUGUCAACCCCCUUUUCAACCUCGCCACCGCAUACUACCUCCUCCGGCCAUUCUUCACAUCCAAGACACUGCCGGCUCAGGACUCCGUCACUGGCGAGGGUGAGCAGGUGUACCAGCCUGCGUUUCUGGAUCCGAGCAAUUGGAAGUUGGAAGACACAGUCACGUCGACCCUCCAAGGCGCUUGGCCCGGGAGCGGCCAAGAGCUCAACCACGGCUGGCACCCCCACCUGAACCUCCCCUUCACCAUGGUCCACGUCCCCCGCAUCAAGCCGGGUGAUUACGUCGCGUGGCACUGCGACACCAUCCACGCCGUCGACAAGGUGCACCAGGGCACGGGGGACUCGAGCGUUCUCUACAUCCCUGCGUGUCCGACCACGAGGCCGAGCCUUGACUACGUGAAGCGGCAGCGCGAUGCGUUCGAAGCUGGCAUUCCGCCGCCGGAUUUCCCGGGCGGUCUCGGCGAGAGCGAGCACAGGGGCAGGCCGGGUGUGCAGGACUUCAGGUCCAUGGCGGACGGUGCGGUGCGGAAAGCUGCCGGCUUUGCGGCGUUUGAUGCUGCGGCGUCUGCGACGCAGGCGGAAAAGGAUUUGUUGCAGUACGGGAACAAGGUUUUGGGGUUGUAG
Messenger RNA from Verticillium dahliae VdLs.17, 1536 nucleotides. RefSeq lists its product as uncharacterized. Bases 1 to 1536 code for a protein of 511 amino acids. The transcript has 3 exons. The record is from RefSeq and is a predicted model, not a curated record. Lineage: Eukaryota; Fungi; Ascomycota; Sordariomycetes; Glomerellales; Plectosphaerellaceae.